UUUCCUCUCUCGCCUGUUGCAGCGCGGCGGGCCGGGUGCGGGUGGCGGGCGGCUCGAGUCGUUCCAGUCGGAGCACCGCAAGCAGUCCAUGGACGGGUGGACGGGCCGGGUGCCGCAGCCGCCGCAGCCUCAGCCACCGGCGCAGCAAGCCCAGCAGCAGCACCAGCAGCACCAGGCUCACCAGCAGCACCAUGGCCCCAGCAGCAUGCCGCCGCCCAUGGUCAACGGCGCCAACGGCCACCACACCAACGGCCACGGCCCCGCCUCGCUGCCCUCGCCGCUGUCCGAGCACGGCGGCCAGGGCGGCGGCGGCCCGGGCUCGGGCGGCCAGGUGCACGACGGCAAGCACUCGCUGCUGCAGUUCGCCAUUCACCAUUUCCGACAGAGUCCAGAAAAGUUCGAGAUGCUCAAGACGGCUGACGGCUCCAUCAGCGGCUCGCUCGACGUCAUCGAGAGCCUCAAGACGAAGAAGAACAAGGGCAAGAGCAAAGGCAACAAGGAGAACGAGUGGACUUGGAAGGAACAGGUGGACCUCGUCAAGUUCUCGCCGCGGCCCAUCGAGCAGUCACUGCUGCGCCUCGAGACGGAGGAGGUCAGCGAGCUGGCCGUCGAGUGCUUCGUGUGCGUCAUGAGGUACAUGGGCGACCUGCCGAUGACGACCGACGUGACUGAAGUCAAAUGCGUCUACACCGUCCUCAUGCACUGCCACAAGCACGAGGCUCUGCGCGACGAGGUGUACUGCCAGCUCAUGAAGCAGACCACCAACAACAAGUCGCAGCAGCCCGAGUCGUGCCAGCGCGGCUGGCGGCUCUUCUCCAUCGUAGCGGCCUACUUCGCCUGCUCCGACACCCUCAAGCCCUACCUCUUCAAGUACCUAGAGACGGCGGCGUACGACAAGCGACGAGCCUACCACGGCACCGCCAUGGUGUGCCUGCAGAACCUGCGCAAGACGUUCAAGUACGGCGGGCGCAAGAACGUGCCGAGCGUCGAGGAGAUCACGGCCAUCAGCGCGGGCCGCAACUCGAAGCGCCAGAUGUACCGGCUGCCCGGCGGCACGGAGCGCGUCGUCAACACGCGCUCCACCACCGUCGUGCAGGACGUCAUCGAGGAGAUCUGCGGCGUCAUCAACGUCACGUCGCCGCAGGAAAUGGAGGAGUUCUCGCUCUACUGCAUCGUCGAGGGCGACACGUUCACCAUGCCGCUGGCGCGCGAGGAGUACAUCCUGGACGUGACGACCGAGCUGCACAAGAACGGCCAGAUCUUCUACCUCAUCUUCUGCCGCUCCGUCUGGCACUUCCCGCUGCGCCUCGACUCGCACCUCUACAUCGAGGUGGUGUUCAACCAGAUCGCGCCCGACUACCUGGAGGGCCUGCUGCUCGUCAUGCCCGGCGAGACGCUGCAACAGGACACCAUCUACGAGAUUGCCAAGAUGGCGGCGCUGCUGCACCGGGCCGCCGACAUGGCGCACGUGCCCGCCAUGAAGGAGACCAAGUUCCUGCUGCCCAAGCCCGCCCUAACCGUGCGCGACAUCAAGCCCACGCAGUGGGUCAACAUGGUGCAGAGCAGCUGGGUGGACGUGCAGGGCCUCGAGACCAUCCAGGCCAAGGCGCAGGUUCUUGAGAUGCUGAGCCGGUGGCCACUGUUCGGCUCCAGCUUCUUCGCCGUGAAGCGCGUGUCUGACCCGAAGGAGCGCGCCGACCACAUCCUCGCCCUCAACCGCCACGGCGUCCAUUUCAUCGACAUCGUGACGCACGAAACGCUGCUGCACCAUCCCUUCUCCGAGGUGAUCUCCACGCGCAAGGUCAAAUCGGAGGACGGCACGCUGUUCCUCGACAUGAAGUGCGGCAACUUGAUGCAGCAGCGCAUCACCCGGCUGCAGACGGAUCAGGCGCACGAGAUCUCCCGCCUCAUCCGGCAGUACAUCACCCUGCAGCAGCGGGUGCGCACCUGAUGGAGCCGGGACCCCGCGCGGAGCAGCGAGACAGUCAUGAGCUAUUCUGGUCACUGAGUGUAGAAGUCGUGGGAGGACGACGAGAAGGACUCUAAUGUACAAUACUUAUGCGACUGUAUUUUUUUUUAAAUUUCUUUUCAAUGUUGAUAGUUGUAAUGUUGAGCUUUGCGCCAUUUGGGCCAUUGAUUUUGUAGAUAGGAGGGGAAGAACCACAUGGAGAAAUGAACUUGUAAUGAGAAGGUGAAGUGACGAGAUUUUGUGUUGUUCAUUCUAAUAGCACAGAAAUAAUAUGUGAUUUUAUGAUUUGGCCAUUAAUAAGAUUGGCCUGGCCAUGAUGUAUAUGAUAAUUAUAUUUACCUUUAGUUUUAGAU
Molecule: messenger RNA, 2322 nt
Organism: Frankliniella occidentalis (western flower thrips)
Lineage: Eukaryota; Metazoa; Arthropoda; Insecta; Thysanoptera; Thripidae
Product: unconventional myosin-XV-like
Exons: 8
Coding region: 89-1951 (620 amino acids)
Cellular component (GO): cytoskeleton
Source: RefSeq, a predicted model, not a curated record